Messenger RNA from Protopolystoma xenopodis, 600 nucleotides. Lineage: Eukaryota; Metazoa; Platyhelminthes; Monogenea; Polystomatidea; Polystomatidae. The record is from the annotation of a GenBank genome assembly.
AUGGCGAUUCCUCUCAAAUACCUGAUUCGCAUUCCGACGAGUGAAGAGAGGACAGGAGGCAAUGCCUCAUCGAAGGUUCGAGGCCGCAAGCAGCAGCGAGGACGGUGUCAAGAUGGUCCCGAGUUGAGUGCUUCCAGAGCGAGGGGAUCUGCCCAGCUGGGGACAAGAUCUGGGACUGUUCAAUUAGGCAUCGAUGAUGACAAAUCUGGCGUGAGGACAAAUGGUGCGGAUGGCAAUGAGGAAGAUGAAGAUGAAGAUGAGAUAACCGGAUCGGAAACGAACGACUUGGAGCAUCAGAUCUCGUCUGAUCAGUUGGGAUGCAGUCUAAAGGCCGCCUGCUAUCAUCCUCUUUUACUCGCUUGUGAGUAUGGCUGCUGUGGCCAGCAGGUCACCAGCUCCACACUCGACGAGAUUGAGGCUAACCGACCAGUUCAGAAUGACUCACAGUCACCACAUAGCAUCGCCCGAAUCUUGCAAAUAAGGAAGGAAACUUAUGCAAUGGAAAGAAACCGAAUUCUUAUGGCGCAAGACUAUCAGCGCUUGGCUGUUAAACGUUGGAGGCUCAACAUGGCCCCACAUCCCGGCGAAUUAAUAUGGUAG